Messenger RNA from Hemibagrus wyckioides, 4132 nucleotides. RefSeq names its product LIF receptor subunit alpha b (gene lifrb). Gene Ontology annotation, biological process: cytokine-mediated signaling pathway. Bases 258 to 2771 code for a protein of 837 amino acids. The record is from RefSeq and is a predicted model, not a curated record. The transcript is spliced from 18 exons. Gene Ontology annotation, molecular function: protein binding; cytokine receptor activity. NCBI's taxonomy places the organism in Eukaryota, Metazoa, Chordata, Actinopteri, Siluriformes, Bagridae. Gene Ontology annotation, cellular component: external side of plasma membrane.
AGCGCCGUCCUCUUCCAGUAUGAACCUCCUCUGAAACACUCCCAUUUCUGCUUUUCUCUCAGGAAUCACCUUUUCCUCAAUCUCACACACAACAAAUCCACACUCCGCUCUUCUACUUUACACUUCUUUCUUUAUUUAUUAAAAAAGUAAUUAAUAAGGAAGAUCCACUGUCUUCAUCGUGAGACGUCUUGAAGAAGAGGAAGAACUUCCCGAACCUUCUUGUUCAUGCACUAGUCUGACCUGUGUGAAUUGUUGUCAUGGCCUGUGGGGGUGUGUGGUUUCUGUGUGCAGUGUUCUCUGUGCUGAUUGUACCAGGAAAACAGGAUGCACAGCUUCUAACUACCCCGAAGGAACUAAACGUUUCCGCAGAGGGAGGCAUGGAAAAUUUUGGCGUUUCGAAGAUGAACAUUGAGUGGAAGGAUGGCUUCCCCAACAGCAUCAAACCAGACAAAGUCACCUAUGACAUUGAGAUUUUCUAUACUGAGCAACAGAAACUGGUUCAUAAUGAGACAAUAGAAUUGAAAGCGCAUCCACUGGGGCAUUAUAAUUGGAGCUGGACUUCGCCAUUGCCACUGCAAUGUACGUCACAUUCUGUUCGGCUGCGCUCCAGAGACCACGACCUCACCGGUGACUGGACAUCUCUGAAAACUUUACCCGGAAAAGACGUAUCUGACACAGAGAAGACACGUGUAUAUCCCGAAAACAAGUAUAUACUGGUUGAUGAGAUUAUCAGGUUCUGCUGUAUCCUAAAACCAGACGAGAAAAUAAACUUCAGUUCCACUUACAAAUCACAAUUCACAAUUCGGAUCAGCAACCGGACGUAUGCGACGGAGCCAAUCCGAGAUUCUCACCCGUCUCCACAAAGUGGCCAUGAUAUGGUAUGCAAUGGUGGAGGCUCAGUUUACUACGUUGGCUAUCCUCCUGAUAUCCACAACUUUACAUGUGAGACUCAUGAUCUCAGUUCUGUGGAGUGCCACUGGAUUGAACAAGAAUCAAACGAAAAAACAGAUCACUACAUCAACGGAAGGAAAUGUCCGGAAACAACUCAUGGACGUUGUGUUGCCGACACUACCACCAACACAGGGGUGAUGAAAUGGACCCUAACUGCCAAUAAUUCCUUUGGCAAAAUAGAACUCUUUGACACAGCUGAUCCAAAACUCAGGGUUCACCUUGAAGCACCAAAGCUCUUCGUCACUCAAAAAACGAGUGACGAUUUUGCAAGAAUUGCAACUCUUGAGUUGAAAUGGGACAAACAGCUGAAGCAUUACUCCAUUAAAUGCCAAGUUGACCUUAACGGGACAAUAGUUAAUGAAACAUCUGAAGGAACCUUACUGACAUUGUUAGAUCUGAAACCCUUUACUCGGUACAGUGCUCGCGUACAGUGCGGUUCUCGUGACAAUUUUUAUAAAUGGAGUGACUGGAGUACCCCCGUCACCUUCUUCACCAAUGAAGACAUUCCAGAAGGUGUAGAUUUGUGGAUGCAGAUUUCUGAUGAACAAACUUAUGCUGUGUGGAAAAGUCCAGCUCAGAGUAAUGGAGAGAUUACAGGCUAUGAGCUGGUUAUAGAAAACUCGACAGACAUGACCACGAAGCUCAUCACCAAAUCACCAACCGAGUUCUGCCACAAGCUGCCAGCAGACAGCGCAAAAACCCAUCAGGUCAUUUCCAUAACUGCUAAGAACAAUGCCGGAGUGUCUCAUCCCUACCGGAUCACCAUCCCCAGUCUGUCUCCAGGUGUUAAUACCAGUUUUAUUAAAGGAAUUAACAGAACUUUUUAUAUGGCCUGGGAACCGAGCCCUAUGUCCAAAUGUGGCUAUGUGCUGGACUGGUAUCCAACUUACCAACCACAACAGUGUUCUGUAAAAUGGAAAACAAUUCCCUCCGAUCGCUCCAGUGCAACAGUUGACUCAGACUUAAAAGAGGGAGUGAAAUACACGCUUUCGGUUUAUGGCUGCACUUCAGGACCUCUGUCCUUGAUGCAGAGGAGAGAAGGCUAUGUAGAAGAGCUGCCCCCAUCAGGAACAGUUCAGAAUCUUAAAGCAAAGCAGGAGGGCUUAAACAUUCACCUCUCCUGGGAAAGUGUGAGUGCAUCAUUGCAAAGGGGCUUUAUAAAAGGUUAUAAUGUGUCUUGCAAUUCUGCUGGUGGAGAUGAAAAGAAGAAUGUUGUUAUAUCUGACCCCAGCACUCAAAACUGCAAGUUCAGUCUUUCUGUGAAAACCUACAAAUGCAGAGUGAAAGCCUUCACAUCUGCAGGAGACGGACCUGAAGCUGAGAUCACUCUGACAAUGAAUCCUCUGUCUGACCUUUACAUGGCUGUUGUUCUGACUGUAGUGCUUUUUAUCCUUUGCAUCACUGCAGUCUUUGCCUACAGAAACUGGAAAUGGUUGAAAUCAACACUGUGGCCUGAGAUUCCCCAACCGAGGCUUUCAGCAGAUUUUCUUAAAAAAAGUGUUUAUCAGUGGCAAGUGAAUGAUCAGCUGUUGUGUGAAGAAAGUGAAGUCUUGAAAGUAAACAGUCCAGUAAUCUGCCCCGUGCUGGUUGCGCUGGAGCUACAGAAAGAUCAUCAUGAAACCAAGGCUUUAAACAGUCCUCACUUAUGGUCUGAAGAGUAUCAAACACCUCCAAGCAAUUCACAAUGUCACCAGCUCAUUGAUGUUGACUUUUCUUACAAGGAGAUUCCGUGUCCUGGGAUUCCAAACCCAACAUACAACAUGCCGCUGAUGCCUGCAGAUAAUAACAGUUUAAUGUCGGGUUACAGGCCUCAACACUGAAUGUCAGCAGCCGGCAUCGACUUUGCUGGAUGCUCACUAGUAAUCUCAAGUCUCACUAUUCAACACAACUGAAACAUAUUAUAAGGACAAACUCAUCAACUGCCUGAGGUGGAAUUAAAUGAUGUCAGAUUAUGCCACCUUAUAAAACUUGUAUUUGCUCCCUCACAUUUACAUUUACAUUUCUGGCAUCUGGCAGACUCCCUUAUCCAGAGCGUCUUACAUUUUAUCUCAUUUAUUUUUUAUCCAAGUGAGCAAUUGAGGGUUAAGGGCCUUGCUCUGGGGCCCGGCACUGGCAGCUUGUAAGCAUUAAACUACCACAACUCCACACUACAAAGUAGCAGAAUCAUUUUUUUUUAGACUUUUCAAAAGAAAAGAUGUGAUCAUUUCAGUAAACUUUAUAAUUUUGUAUUAUUUUUGGAGCAUUAAAAAAGUGCCCUCAGUACUUUUAAUAUGAACACUGUAUUUAUGUACUUUUUUUUAUUAUAGGAUUGUAUAUCUUUCAGCAUUGACCUUGUUUAUAAUGUUUCGAAAAAACACAUCUUGUACCCGUUGUCUGUUUUCUCUUUGUUGGACUCUGAGCUAGGGCUCUUUAUAUACUGUGAUUUUUGGCUUUAUGAGGCUAUUAAUUAAAGCCAUAGUGUAUUACUGUUGAAUUCUAUGAUUUGUCAGAAGCUGUUUAUUAACUUUCUAGGUAGAAAGGAGUCUCCAGUAUCAGUACUUUGUAAAGCUGUAACUAUAGGUUAUCGGAUACAGGAAAGUCUUGAGGACAGAUGAGUUUAGACUUUGCAGUUUUACUGUAACCUGGCCUAGCUGAAGAACAUCACUGGACCCUUGCUGGAUCCUCUUCAGUUUGCGUACAGAGCAAACAGCUCUGUUGAUGGUGCAGUCAACAUGGGACUGCAUUAUAUUCUGCAACAUCUUGAUAGACCUGGGAAUUACGCAAGGGUCUUUUUUGUGGACUUGAGUUCGGCCUUCAAUACCAUCAUGCCUGACCUCUCAGACAAACUGACCCAGCUCUCCAUGCCCUCCCCAAUCCAUCAGUGGAUCACCAGCUUCCUGACAGACUAGUGAGACUGGGAAAACUCACAUCCAAGACUGUUAUGAUCAGCACUGGCACCCCUCAGGAAUGUGUUCUCUCCCCACUGCUCUUCUCCCUGUAUACGAACAAAUGCACUGCAAAAGUCCCCUCUAUCAAGCUCCUGAAAUUUGCAGAUGACACCACUUUCAUCAUGACUAUAUUCAACCUGAACAAUUAAAAAACAUUCAUAACUAUACAUUGUCCAUCUCAACAGACCCAUUCAUACACAGAAUCUGGAAGUUGUUACACACUUGUAAAUAAUUCCAUACAGCCAUACAUUCAU